CGCGCCCGCUCAGGUCACGUGGGGAGGGGCUGAUCUCGUCCCAGGAAGCAUGGCGCUCUGGCGGGCGUACCAGCGGGCACUGACUGCUCACCCGUGGAAAGUACAGAUCCUGACAGCUGGGUCCCUGAUGGGCCUGGGUGACAUUAUCUCACAGCAACUCGUGGAGAGGCGGGGUCUGCGGAAACACCGGAUCAGUCGGACCGUGACCAUGGUCUUUCUGGGCUGUGGCUUUGUGGGCCCUGUAGUAGGAGGCUGGUACAAGGUUUUGGACCGGCUCAUCCCUGGCACCACCAAGGUGGAUGCUCUGAAGAAGAUGUUGUUGGACCAGGGGGGCUUUGCCCCAUGUUUUCUAGGCUGUUUCCUCCCACUGGUAGGGGCACUCAAUGGACUGUCAGCCCAGGAAAACUGGGCCAAACUCCAGCGGGAUUACCCUGCCGCCCUCGCCACCAACUACUGUCUCUGGCCCGCUGUGCAGCUAGCCAACUUCUACCUGGUUCCCCUUUAUUACAGGUUGGCUGUUGUCCAGUGUGUUGCUGUUAUCUGGAACUCCUACCUGUCCUGGAAGGCACAUCGGCUCUAAGCCUGCCUUGCUCCAUUGCUUCCGCCUGGCAGCCAUGCAGCUUGACCCUGGGAGGCCUGAAAGUGGGCACAUCGGUUUUCAUGGGGGUCCGUCGUUGGUCAGAACUUAACGGGUCACCCCUAUGAAAUGGCCCAUUCUGCUCUAAAAUGUAAACUGACUCCUUUUGAAUUCACUAAAAUCUUUAUAAUGGCCUUAUGCUCACCACAUAGUAGGCAUUCCACAAAUAUUUGUGGAACCAUAUGCUCUUUGGCAACUUUAAUUUAUUCCCAUAUCCUGGCAAAUGCUAUUUACCCCUGCUUUUCAUAGAUACAUUUGUUUCUCUAACUGUUCCCAGCCCUAGUGCAGCUCCAGUUCUCUGGGGAUCCCCUCAAACUCUAUGUGCUACUUCCAUAACUAUGUUAUAAAACAAAACUGUAAUCUGGAAUCUGCAGAGGCAAUGAGUAAGAUCCAAGAGAAAAAUACUGGGGAGUCAAAAUUUCUGGAGAUGGAAAGAAGGCUAGAAACCACCAAGCCCAAUCUUCUUUUACAGAUGAGGACACUGAGGUCCAUAGAGGUGAGGUGACCUGUCCAUGCCACAAGUUAGUGGCAGAAUAGAAACUUCAACCCACGUCCUAUAAAUUGAACUUUUGUACAACCCCCAAAUUCACAUGGUGAAAAUUUAAGGUGAUAGUGCUGGGAGGUGAUUAGGGCAGAGCCCCCACGGGAUUAGCACCGUUAUAAAAGAUGCCCUGGGAGGGCACUGCAAGAAAGCACCAGUUACCGGCCGUUACGCAGACCUUCAUCAGACACCGAGUCUACUGGCACUGCCAUCUUGGACUUCCCAGCCUCCAGAGCUCUGAGAAAUAAAUAUUUGUCAUUUGUAAGCCACCCAGUUUGUGGGGGG
Pteronotus mesoamericanus is the source of this 1463-nucleotide messenger RNA. It is a transcript of the gene MPV17, whose product is annotated as mitochondrial inner membrane protein MPV17. Gene Ontology annotation, biological process: cellular response to reactive oxygen species. The record is from RefSeq and is a predicted model, not a curated record. The coding region runs from base 50 to 580 and encodes 176 amino acids. Lineage: Eukaryota; Metazoa; Chordata; Mammalia; Chiroptera; Mormoopidae. Gene Ontology annotation, cellular component: membrane; cytoplasm; mitochondrion. The transcript is spliced from 8 exons.